Enterobius vermicularis (human pinworm) is the source of this 255-nucleotide messenger RNA. The record is from the annotation of a GenBank genome assembly. NCBI's taxonomy places the organism in Eukaryota, Metazoa, Nematoda, Chromadorea, Rhabditida, Oxyuridae.
GGACCGUUAAGAAGUUACGUUCAGAAGCAUUUUUUUCUCUCUGCAUUAACUGUGAUUGCUGUAAGGAUGAUGGUGAUUACAGCGAUGGUGAUGCUAAUUGAAUGUCAUGUGAAUGAAGAAUGUAACGAUGAUGAUGGAGGGGCUACUGAAGGGGAUGGGGGAGGGGAGGCGAGUGUUGCGGCGAGGGAAGAGGACGGCCACAAAGCAUUGGCCGAAGUGUAUACGACGGGUACGAAAGGCGACGAACUGAAUUGA